Molecule: messenger RNA, 4309 nt
Organism: Pelmatolapia mariae (spotted tilapia)
Lineage: Eukaryota; Metazoa; Chordata; Actinopteri; Cichliformes; Cichlidae
Product: glutathione hydrolase 7
Exons: 16
Coding region: 776-2809 (677 amino acids)
Biological process (GO): glutathione catabolic process
Cellular component (GO): plasma membrane
Molecular function (GO): glutathione gamma-glutamate hydrolase
Source: RefSeq, a predicted model, not a curated record
UUCCGAGCUUCCCUCGGUUAUUAGUUCGCACUCACAGGAUUAUUUAAAACACCCUUAUCCCGAACAAGUCCAGCCGGUUAUCCUGAGCUGUGGGGCUUUGGUGUAGGCUGUAACACGAAGCUAGCUUCCCAGAGCUGCGCGGUGGUGAUUCAGCUUUGGCGACGGAGCUGCGUUCACCUCAGCUCACCUGCUGCUUUUAAAAAUCCAAAAUAACCCAGUCGGGAACGACUUUUUAUUUUAGUAUCACUGGUAUUAUUUGACUGGAUGUACUUUACAACGACGGUAAGUGACGUUAGCCCAGCUCCGAGCGCUUUGUAGCUGAAUUUAAAAAAGGAGAUGUGCUAGCUUGUGGCAUCGCGGUGGUGGAGGCGCCGCGGAGGGAGGAAGGUCCGUGUUUAACCGGUUGUAGAAAAUGCACCAUCACUGGAGCUACACACCCGCGUCUUGGCCUAUUAAUAACAUUCCCCUAAGGAGGACACAUGAGACUGCUGUGAUCUUUUUGUAAGGGUGCCAAUGUCACACUAGAGAUUUACAGAUCACGGUAGGAAAACUGUGAUUUAUUGGGACAUUAAAGAUAAAGCAGAUGAGGUCAUUCUCCAGCGCCACAGCAACACUAGCGGUCCAUAAAGGUAUAUUUUAGUGAUUUAUUUGUGUUUUAGUGUGGAUAAUAGUAGCAUGUGUGUGGCUUACCAUCCCAGACAAGAAACAAGUGGGACAGUAACUAUGGAUAUCCUGCAUUAGGUCCUCAAAGAUAAAGAUACAGUAAGUAGAAGUCAUGCACAACGCUGCUCCAGAAAUCGUGACCGGAUACCCUAGUGGAAGCGUGGUGGAUAAAGAUGCCAAUCCAGAGACAACCUUGGGGAGCGCUUACUCUCCAGUGGACUACAUGAGCAUCACCAGCUUCCCCAGGUUGCCAGAAGAUGACGUGUCUGGGGAAAAUACCCUGAAAUCCCGCAAAGAUGAUGACAACGUCCUGAGUGAGCAAGAUACAGACCCAGAUCUGUUUCUGAAGUCGGCUCGCCUCCAGCGCCUCCCCUCCUCGGCUUCAGACCUAGCUAGCCAUGAUGCUGUGUCGCUGCAGGAGACCAGCAGAGACCCUUUUACAGAAGAAUGUGCCUGCCAGCGAGAUGGCUUGACAGUCAUCAUCACGGCCUGUCUCACCUUUGCUACAGGAGUCACUGUGGCUCUCAUCAUGCAGAUCUACUUUGGAGACCCACAGGUCUUUAACCAAGGAGCAGUGGUGACAGAUGUGGCUCAGUGUACAUCUCUGGGCUUUGACAUUCUUGAAAAGCAGGGCUCCAGUGUUGACGCCGCCAUCACCGCUGCUCUCUGUUUGGGAAUUGUGCACCCUCACACGUCUGGUAUCGGAGGUGGUGGCGUUAUGUUGGUGCACGACAUCCGUAAGAAUGAGACAAGGGUCAUUGACUUCAGAGAGACAGCACCAUCGGCAAUCGACGAGAAGAUGCUGCUGACAGACCUUCAAGAUAAUAAUGGCUUGCUGGUGGGAGUUCCUGGCAUGCUCAGUGGGCUGCAUCAGGCACACCAGCUCUAUGGCAGGAUCCCCUGGAAAGAUGUCGUUGCCAUGGCAGCAGAUGUGGCCAGAAAUGGAUUUAAUGUUACUCAUGACUUUGCUGAAGCUUUGGCAAAAGUUAAGAGCCAAAACAUGUCGGCUGCAUUUCGGGAUUUAUUCCUACCCAAAGACCAGGUUCCCCUCACCGGACAGUUCACCAGACGCCUCGAUUUAGCAGCUGUUCUCGAUGCUGUCGCUGUUAAAGGGAUAUCAGAGUUCUAUAGUGGAAAUGUGGCUCAGAAAAUGGCAUCUGCAGUGAAAGCGAGAGGCGGAGUGCUCACAGAGGAUGACAUUCGAAACUACAGCUCAAUCAUACAGAAGCCGGCAGAAAUCACCUAUCAGGGACACCACGUGAUGGCAGCCCCAGCCCCACAUGCAGGCGUUGCUUUGAUCACUGCACUCAACAUCCUUGAAGGGUACAACAUCACCAGCCAGAUGCCGAGGACCACUACCUACCACUGGAUUGCAGAGGCUGUGAAAAUAUCUCUGGGCCUGGCUAGUAAGCUGGGAGAUCCCAUGUAUGACUCCACCGUUCCAGAGAUUGUUGAUAAGAUGCUGAGUAAAUCACAGGCUUCCCAACUUCGCGAGAUGAUCAGUGACUCUCAGGCAUUCCCUGUCCAGCAUUACACAACAACCUUUACCUUGGAGGAUGGUGCAGCAGCGGCCCAGGUCAUGGUCAUGGGCCCAGACGACCUCAUUGUGUCUGUAAUGAGCUCACUAAACAAACCCUUUGGCAGUGGGAUAGUGACUCCUUCAGGAAUCCUUUUGAAUAGCCAGAUUCUGGACUUCUCAUGGACUAAUAAAACACAGAGCUCAUCACCUAACCCACAUAACAACCUCCACCCUGGGAAAAGACCCAUGUCCUUCUUGAUGCCCACAGCAGUGAGGCCAGCCGUGGGGUUAUGUGGCACAUAUGUAGCCGUUGGAUCAUCCAAUGGAGAGAAGGCUCUCAGCGGCAUAACACAGGUGCUGAUGAAUGUUUUGUCUUCACGUAAAAACAUGAGUGACAGUUUAGCAUAUGGAAGACUCCACCCACAGCUGCAGCCCAACACCCUCCUAGUGGACUCCAAGUUUUUAGAAGAGGAUGUGGAGGGGCUGGAAGCUAAAGGUCACAUAGUUGAGAAAAGAGAUAUUUUGUCAUUGGUGGAGGGCACACGGAGAACUAAUGACCUCAUCAUUGGAGUGAAGGACCCCCGUAGUGCUGAUGCCUCUGCCCUUACUAUGUCCAAUAUGCCUUAGUGCAUCCGUCCAAUCGUACAAACAUAUAAUGCCAAGAUAGUAAGACUUACUCUGUAUGAUGCCUAAAGAGGGAGUAAGGAGGCUGCUGAUCAGAUAAAAGUAGAUAAGCAAAAGAUUCUGAAAGGGAUUCUCUGAUACUAAUUUGUUUUGCUCACAAGAAUACUAAACUGGUCACCAUCUUGCAUAUCAAUUACUCUGCCACAUCCUCACAUAACGUCCAGUCACGGUGUACAUAGUGUUGAAAAUGUGUGUUCAGUACCUUUACCCUUAGUGGCAUCAGUCUGCAGCCUGCAUUAUGCAGAGCAGGGUAAAGAAAUGUUAGGUGUGCUCAUUAAUUAUUAUCCAACACACUCGAGGUCGGUGGUGAAAACAGUAAUUUUUAAAGGUUAGAAAUUAUUGGGAGUAGCAGCUAGUUGAGACCUGAGUGAGCGGUUUUAUGUAAAUUAAUGAAAGAAAUGAUGCCACGCCAUUUAAAUGACACAUGCAUGGUGCAAAGUGCAUAUGAGUCAUCGGAUUGCUUUUCAUCUCUUGCACUACAUUUCACCAUUAAACCAGAUUGCGCGUGAGAUCAAGUGGAGUGGUGAAAGUGAUAGUAUUUACACCAGUGAUUAAGCCGUGUAUUGUCACGCAUGAACAAGACUGUCCUGAACUGAAACACAGAGGCUAAAGCUUUUACUUUCCUGCUCGUUAUAUGGUGUGUAACUGUGAUUAGAUGUUGUUUGGUACAGCUGCUGCAGCUUUAACUGUUGCAAGCAAUCAGUGGCUCUCUGGACCAUUUUUAAGACUAGCAUUAUAUGUUGUACACAAAUGUGAUGAGACCGUCCUAUCUCAAUCAAUUUCCUUCAUCAAGUGGAUUUGAUUCAGUUUAAAAGGUUUUAAAUAUCAGUAGAGUGAACGUAUUUAAAUACAUAAUUUAAGAAAUUUGAGUUGUUGCAUGAUUUUGUUCUCACUUUGAACCUGUAAAGGCUUUUUUUUCUAGAGCUGGGUGCACUUGUUCCUAAAUUUGGAUUAAUCAAAUUCUUUAGAGAUGGAAUGAAUGUAAUGACUAUUUUUAUAUGAACAUUUGUUGUGCUGUACACAUUAUUUCUACUGUUGGAGCAUUACAUUCACUCGGCACAUAUUUAGGAAGGGAUGUUCUGUUUACUUUUUGCCUACUUUUGUUGUUAUAUUAGCUAGAAUAUUUGAGGAGCCAGCAACUUUUGUAAAGCAUUGCACUUGUACACAAAAUGGGUUUGAUCUUUGCGUCCAGAACGGCCAGUGCUGACUAAUCAAAUUGGGGUUUUCACCUUGUUUUCUCCCUCACCAGUGCAAUAUGACUGUUGAUGCUUGUUUCCUGUACUGUAGAGUGCCAUGCCUUAAGGCACACAUUUGCACAGUCUGAUGUUGCACCUGUCUGGUUUUUUGUUUGUUUGUUUGUUUUUUUUUAUGUUUGCAUUUGUUGCUGAUUUUAACAAAAAUCGGCACUGUUCAGACCCAACAAAUAAAAAGUUUGCACACAUC